Messenger RNA from Ramularia collo-cygni, 2325 nucleotides. RefSeq lists its product as uncharacterized. The record is from RefSeq and is a predicted model, not a curated record. The transcript has 4 exons. Gene Ontology annotation, molecular function: zinc ion binding; DNA binding. The coding region runs from base 1 to 2325 and encodes 774 amino acids. Lineage: Eukaryota; Fungi; Ascomycota; Dothideomycetes; Mycosphaerellales; Mycosphaerellaceae. Gene Ontology annotation, biological process: DNA-templated transcription.
AUGCCAGACCGCGUUAAGCCUCCAGCGCCGCUGCACGAUCAACCAUUGAUUCUAGACCCAGCAACCAACGUGCCCACAUAUGAGAAUCAUUCACUCACAGGCUUUCUCCGGGACGUUUUCCAGCCUUCACAGUCCGACACGGCGUACCUUCCACAGCCCAGCCUUGUUCCGAACCAGAGCCAUACUCUGCGCGAUUUGAUGGACUUUGGUCAGGAUCUAAGCUUGGAAUUCAACGAUCUGGAUGCAGUCUUGACCGGAGACUGGGGUCUGAACUGGUUGGAACCCGCGCUGCUACCCGAAGACAACGCUCGUCUGAAUGGCCAGUCGAAUUCCACCGCAAACUCGGCCACAAUUGACGAGAGCAUUAAUCUCGGCACUGCAGCUUACAACAGAUCGGCAUGGAGAUGGGAACCGAACGACGAGCGUGUCGACCACRAUCAUGCACUGGCUUCGGUACUGUUAGAGAGCCAUGGGCCCGACAAGUUACCACGCCCACGCCAACUACCACUGAUGAAACCUUUACAUCAAAAGGAUCGCGAUCGAAUUGUAGCUCUAUUGCUUGCUAGUUGUGAAAGAGGCAAUUAUCAGAACAUAGUCAGUCUGUUUCCUGCGGUGCGGGUUUUGGACAUCUUCAUGAAUGAUUUUCUCCUGGUGAUGGAGCACAGUAUCGACAGCUGGUUCCACACUCCUACCUUCGUUGCCAACGAAUCAGCCCCGGAGUUACUGACGCUCAUGAUUGCUGGCGGUGCCAUCCUGAGUAGAUCCAGCCACGCUCAAAAGUUUGGGUACGCUCUGCAAGAGAAAGGUCGGCUGGCCAUCGCUGAGAUGUUCGAGCGAGACGGUCGCAACACCCGAAGCCUUCAAGCACUUCAGGCCUAUUCAAUCUCCCUUAACAUCGGAACCUGGAGCGGCGACAAACGAAAGAUGGAACUUGCAGAGUCGAACGUUCUGCCGCUAAUCACUAUGCUGCGUAGGUCAGGUGCGUUCCGUCGAUCCAGGAGCGAUCUCAUCAGGCCAUCAAGCCAAGAUGAUCUCGCUACCACAGAGUCAAAAUGGAGAGCUUGGGUGUCUGGCGAGUCUUCCAAAAGACUKGUAUUUCACCUUUUCUUGCACUGCGUUCAAGUUUCCGCCGCAUUCCAAACCCCUCCUCUUGUAUCCUAUGCGGAAAUAACGCUCGAUCUACCAGCACCGCAGGGUGUGUGGCGAGCCACUUCAGCGACCGAGUGGCGCGACCAAUAUCUUGCUCUUGGACUUGGAGGGCAGCAGCUACCGAGCUUCCUUUCCUGCAUGCGCGAUCCAGAGACCGUGGGCCAGGUCUUGAGAAGUAUCGAUCUGGAAUUCACUAUGUAUCUUGUGUUAUUGGCCCAUUGGUGUCUCGCGCGUGAAUAUACUGAGCUCAACUCGGCCAAUAAAGCUCAAGCACAGACCGACGGACAGUGGGCCGGCUCGAUGCUGGCUUCAUCCAAGCGUCAGGAGCUCCAGCGAUUAUUUGACACCUUCCAAGGCACCGUUAUAGCUUGGAACGUGUUUGUACCAAAGGAAGUCCACAUGACGUCUCAACUUCUGCGAAUGAAUCUGUGCGUCGCGUUCGAGGAUCUCCAGUUGCUAGCCGGAAAGGAGGGCGAGGACGAAGCAAGAAGGGUGUUGCCGUUCUUGAAGCAAUGGUACCGCACUCCCGAAUGCAGACAGGCAAUGUGCCAUGCCGGAAAGAUCUUGUCAGCCGCACGACGACCCGCAGGAAGGUCGCCCAAUGCAUCACGCGCUUCCACACCCGACACCCCCUGGCUUCGAGACUUUCACGCCGUGGCUCUAUACCACGCAGGCCUCGCUUUCUGGGCGUACGGACUACUUACCAAAGCCAUUAGUAUUGAGAAUCAACGGGAAGAGUCCGGAGGGCGUCGAGAAUUUCCAAUCGACUAUCAAGGAGAUCUUGUUUACUUGGAUGAGAAAGGUGCAGAGGAAAUAAUAACGGACGCAGGCAAUCGCUUCAUCAGAACGAACCAAGGACGUGCGGUUAUAUCCUCAGUCUCGCCUUUUGGCCGGGGCUCAGCAGCAAACGCCAUUGGCGCCGUUGACGACUUCCAGCCACCCGGACUUGAUAAUGGAGAAGCACAGCCCAGACACACUCAGCAGCAUGCUGUGCCGCUGGACGAAUCGCAGCGGGUCAUGGAGGUCAUGGUAGAUGCCCUUGCAACUGUUAGUCAGCCACCGGAAUCGAGCAAUCAGCCAUCUCGUUCCAAUCAUGCAGUGCCUCAACGACCUGCCAUGGUUGAGAACCUGAUACAGCUUAUGCGUGAUCUUGGAACGGCUGCUUCUGCCGUGUGA